UUUCCGCGCGUUCUGAUCCGCUUGUUUUUAUCUCCUAAUUACAUGGAGCGCAAGUCUAUCUCAUGGUGGAAUAAUAAUCCUUCCAUGGUGAAUGAUCUAUCUUCCUGGUGCAGACGAGUAAUGCAUCUCAAUAAUUCUGAUUGAUUCUUCUUCUUCUUCUUAUUAUUCCUCUGUUUGAUUUUCCGAAAUCCAAUCUAAGAAAAUUCUGAUUAGUUGAUCUCCACUCUAUUACUUUUUUGAGAUUCCAUUUUCCGAAAUUUCAACUGUCAUGGGACAGUUUACAGCACUCUAACUUAGUAAAAGAAGAGACCAACGUAAUUCGCCGUUUUACUGCUGUCGUUUUAACAGGCUACAACGAUAGAUGGCGCUACGAUGAAAAUUUCUAGUCGCCUGCGUGAAGCAGAGAUCGAGCGAAAAUCGUCAACCUCAGCUUCGUGACUUCGUCGGAGAGAUGUCAGAGGCUCUGUAACAUUCACUGACAUUCACGUUUACUCGGUGAUUGCAGCCCAUAUUUUUACGUACGAGAUUUACGAGAUUCGGAUCAGCCUGGAGAAGAAAAAGCGGGUUUGCGAUCGUGACUCACUUCCGCCGUCUACGUCACCGUUGGCGAAAAGGUUCGUUUGCCCGCCCGCUCGCUACGCGACAAUAAAUCUUUGGUAGCAUCAUCGGGGUACCACCUGGACAUCCGCGUGUGACACAUUGUCGCUCAUUCCUUGUCGCUGACGUGUUGCUGCGAAGGAGCAUCUGACGAUGGCGUCUUACUCCGAGGAUCAGCUGGCCGAAUUUCAGGAGGCGUUUCAGUUAUUUGAUAGCCGCGGGGAUGGAAAGAUCCAUGUGUCUCAAAUCGGCGAUGCGUUACGCGCUCUUGGUCAAAAUCCAACCGAAUCAGACGUGAAGAAAUUCACUCAUCAACAUAAACCGGAUGAGCGUAUUAGUUUUGAGGUAUUUCUACCGAUCUACCAGGCAAUCAGUAAGUCCCGUGCCUCUGACACGGCAGAUGACUUUAUCGAAGGCCUGCGUCACUUCGACAAGGAUGGAAAUGGUUUCAUAUCUUCUGCGGAAUUGCGACACCUUUUGACUACACUUGGUGAAAAACUCAGCGACGAGGAAGUAGAAACAUUACUAGCGGGUCACGAAGAUUCACAGGGUAAUAUCAAUUAUGAAGAUUUUGUCCGCCAAGUCAUGUGCGGCUAAGCUUAGCUACUUAAACGCACAUAAGAGAGUAUUAUUAUUAUUAUUAUUAUUAUUAUUAUUAUUAUUAUUAUUAUUAUUACCGUUUAUAUAUUUUGCCAUUUAUUCAUCGAAUCUAUUAAAGCGUUUUACUUUUUGAAGUAUCAUAUCAUAGCACGUGUACCUACAUGACAAUUUAUCUCGAGGGAACCUUAACGUGAACAUACUAUUUUAUUACGUACUAUGAAAAAGAAGGUUAGUCCCUUUUAUAUAAGAGUCUAAAUUAGUUAAACAAUGGUAGGUAAAGAACAAUCUAGCGCAUUGUGCCUUGACGUAUACUCCGAUUUACGAGCAUUUAGUGAUAUCGAUAGUAAGACAUACACCUAUUAUGCGAUCUUCAGCGAGAAUCUGAAUUCCGCGGACAUUCCAAAUUUUUGUAAGAUAGACUUCGAGAAUUGAGAAUGUCUGGCCAUUUGAGAGCGAGGGCCGAACAUUUUGAUUUAUGCCAACACUUAAUGGCCAUGUACUUUUCUUCUUUUUUUUUAUCCUCUUCGAAUUCAAUAUAUUUUCUAUGUAAUUAAAAAAUGUAUGUUCGAGAAUCUUCCAUCUACUGAUAGAUGUCCUAGAAAAAAUGCGCAGAGAGUAUCCCCUUUAUUUAUUUAUGCAUGAGCGUAUUUAUGUCUUCGAAAUGCGCAAGAAAAGAUUAUUGUACAUUGCAAUGAAUAAAAAAGAAAUUGCUCUAAGAAGAAUUCGAUGUAAAACUUCGUUGACGAUGUCUCUUAUAAGUAAAACCGGAGCAUAUUGUUCUUACAAUGAUUGUCCAAUAUAAUUGUGUUAUCAAUUGGAAAA
Molecule: messenger RNA, 2019 nt
Organism: Atta colombica
Lineage: Eukaryota; Metazoa; Arthropoda; Insecta; Hymenoptera; Formicidae
Gene: Mlc-c
Product: myosin-2 essential light chain
Exons: 4
Coding region: 751-1194 (147 amino acids)
Cellular component (GO): myosin II complex
Molecular function (GO): calcium ion binding; myosin heavy chain binding
Source: RefSeq, a predicted model, not a curated record